AUGUUUGAUUGGUUAGAAUAUUCUGAGGACAAAGAUGCUGCUUAUUGUUUAAGCUGCUUUCUUUUUGCUAAAAAGCCAAUGGGGCGGUUUAGAGGUAGUGCAUUUACUAUUGAACGAUUUCGCAAUUGGAAGAAAGUUAAUGAGGGUACGCAUUGUUCUUUUUUGGUCCACAUGGGAAAUGGGCCAUGUUCACCUUAUAAUAAUGCUGUUAAGUGUUGUGGCAAUUUGAAGAAUCAAUCUCAACAUAUUGAUAAGGUGAUAGAUAAGCAAACUUCGGAAGAAAAAUUGAACAAUCGAUUGCGAUUGAAGACUUCAAUCGAAUCUAAUCUGUAUUUAGCAUAUCAAGGAUGUCCUUAUAGAGGUCACGAUGAAGGUCCUAAUUCUAAAAAUCGUGGCAAUUUUCUUGAGUUGAUAAAACUUGUGUCCAAUUUCAACGACGAUGUUGCUAAGGUUGUUUUAGAAAAUGCUCCACAAUAUGCAAAAUAUAGUUUACCUCAAGUCCAAAAAGAUAUUUUACAUGUCUUGGCAAAAAGGGUGCAAGAUGCCAUUCGUGAAGAAAUUGCAUUAGUUGCUGCAUCUCGAGAGGUAACUGUUGUUCAUGAUUUCUUCUCAAAUUUGAAUUUCAUUAUCAAUGUGGUUAGUGCUUCAUGUAAACGUCAUCGUGAUCUGCAAGAAGCUCAAGAAGCAAAUAUCGCAUAUUUGAUAGCUAUUGAGGAACUUGAAACUGGAAAAGGAGCUAAUCAAAUUGGCACUUUGAAACCAGCUGUGCUUGAAAAGAUUAUAAAAGAAGGAUCCACUUACUCUCAACGUGGGGAUGCUGAAGCUGCUUAUGAAAUGAUUACAUCAUUCAGAUUCAUAUUUAUUUUACAUUUCAUGAGGGAAAUCAUGGGUACCACUGAUUGUCUUUGUCAACAUUUGCAACAAAAAUCUAAAGACAUCUUGAAUGCUAUGCAAUUAGUUUCUAAUACAAAAUUACUCCUCCAAAAAUUGAGAAAUGAAGAUUGGGAUAAUUUUCUUGAGAAAGUAGUCUCUUUCUCUAAGAAAUUUGAAAUAGACAUUCCGGAUUUGGGUGCUCGUUAUGUUAAAGGCCGAGGUCGUCUUCCACGGGAUUACAUUACAGUGGAACAUCAUUAUCAUUUUGAUGUAUUCAAUGCUGCUAUAGACUUUCAAUUGCAAGAGCUUGAUUGUAGAUUUGGUGAAAGGGCAAUGGAACUCUUGACACUUAGUUCAGCUUUGGAUCCAAAUGAUGCUUAUAAAUCAUUUAAUAUUGAUGAUAUAUGUAGUCUUGUAGAAAAGUACUAUUCUCUUCAUUUUUCUGAGCAGGAAAAAAUUAUUUUGAGAUUUCAAUUGAAGCAUUUUGAAGUUGAUAUGCUUAAUCAUCCGAAACUACAAAAAUUGUCUUCCAUUGCGGAAUUAUGUCGAGGAUUGAUAGAGGCAGGAAAAUCAGAUACAUAUUAUCUUAUUGAUAGAUUGGUGUUCUCCGACCAUAUCAACAACUUCGGCCUCUCCGCUAUACGUUCAUUCACCUUCUACCGUGUUGUGCCGUUUAUCUCCUCUCCGGCCGUUGCUGUUACUUCUAGUUGUUUGUUUGAGUUUUUUGUUUUGAAUAAGAAGUUUCUUCUUUCUAGAUCUGUCUUCAUGAGCGAGGAUAAAUAA
This is a messenger RNA of Corylus avellana, 1656 nucleotides long. The record is from RefSeq and is a predicted model, not a curated record. NCBI's taxonomy places the organism in Eukaryota, Viridiplantae, Streptophyta, Magnoliopsida, Fagales, Betulaceae.